Molecule: messenger RNA, 1037 nt
Organism: Durusdinium trenchii
Lineage: Eukaryota; Dinophyceae; Suessiales; Symbiodiniaceae
Source: the annotation of a GenBank genome assembly
CCAACUGCUCCAAAAGCAUGAAUGCGGCCUGGCCGCCGCCAUGGUUUGCCCCAAUCGGAGCGAAGUGGACGCCAACGACUCUCGCUGUCCCAUGUGCAGGCGCCGAUCUCUUCGCACGGCCGAGGAUGGGCCAGGAGCUUGCAGCGAGCGGGGGCAGGUGGCUGCGGCGAGCACAAGGUCACUCGUCCCACCUCACCCUUCUUCUUCGCGCGCGGCACCCCUCCCUCGCAUGCCGCGCGGCGUCCAGCGCUGCGCCGCUGGCGGUGGCGGUGCUCGGUGCUGCGGUGCUGGUGGCCGCGGCCAGUGCCGCGCUGCGGCCCAAGGCCGCCCCAUCGGCGGAGCCGCCGUCGGCGGCGGAGGCUGUGCGAGCGGCCGAAGUGGAGGCCCAGCGGCAAGCGGCGGAGGAGUUGCGAUCCAUGCUGCCUGAAGACUUGGAGGAAGCGCUGAAGGAUUUUGAGGGCGAUUUCUGUGGUCCCUGGCGCGCGCUGGGGUUGGAGGCAGACGUGGAGCUCGACGAGGAGGACCUCCGUGUGGCCUACCGCCGCGCGGUGCGCGUGGAGCAUCCGGACACCUCGCAGGCGCCGGACGCCGAGGAGCGCUUCCAGCGGGUGCGCAAGGCCUAUGCGCUGCUGAGCGAUGAAGGUACCAGAGAGCUGCUUCUGGAAGCGAUUGAGCAGCAGGCCAGCUGCUUCGCAGAGCUGAGUGGCUUAGACCUCGCAGAUGAGGAAGCAGGCCCGGCCUCCUCUUUGCCCUCCUGGCUCUUUUUACUGCCAGUCCUUUUGGCCCUUCUCUUGGCAUUCUUGCUGAAUGUCUCGGGCGAAGACAUGCAGAUGCGGCCGCGGCAGAAGGAGCCAGCAGUCCUCUCCUUGCAGUCCAACGACUAGAGUGUAUGGCCUUCUCUCAGUCCUCGACGCCAAGCACCUCCGCCGGACACGGAGAAGGGUCCCCGAUUGGAGCGACGGACGAGAAGGGCCGGGCCCACGGCGAGUGGAGAAAACACGAUGUCUUUCGGUUCGCCCAGGACACGUCAGCGGUGG